ACCGGUAUUAUCUGCCCGGUUCCAUCAUGGCUGCAGUGUAAAGGGGAGGCGGCAGGAGGCGGUGCAGCUGUGACAGAGGCUGGCCGAUGAAAAUGCCAAAUCAGCUCCCGGCCGCUCACCAGCUCCAGCAGCAGGGACAGUCACGGCAGCGGCAGCUGCGGGCUAGGAGUGAAGAGGAACUGUGAAUGCAAUUUCCGCCGCAGGCCGCCUAUCGCGCCCGCCAGUCCAAGCUCCUGCUGUGCGUGUGACCCGCUCGCCACUCUGCCGGGCUCGUCGUCCAUUAUUCCGGGACGCAGCAGCCCGUACGGGCUGGGCUGUUGAUCAGUAUGACUGCCAGUGGCGAUAGAGGCUUUGAAUCAUCAUUGGAGGCUAGUAUAAACAGCACCUGCUCUUACGUUUCCACCCGCGCCAGGAUUUUUAAGAUCAUUGUGAUUGGAGAUUCAAAUGUGGGGAAGACCUGCCUGACGUACAGAUUCUGCACCAGCUAUUUCCCUGACCGGACUGAGGCCACCAUAGGAGUGGACUUUAGGGAAAGGAGCGUAGAAAUAGAUGGAGAAAGAAUAAAGAUUCAGCUGUGGGAUACGGCAGGACAGGAGCGCUUCCGAAAGAGCAUGGUGCAGCACUAUUAUAGGAAUGUGCAUGCUGUGGUUUUUGUGUACGACAUCACUAACCUGGCCAGCUUCCGGAGCCUGCCAGCCUGGAUAGAAGAGUGCAAGCAGCAUUUGCUCACAAACGACGUGCCUCGAAUUCUGGUUGGCAAUAAGUGUGACCUAAAGGACUCCAUUCAAGUGCCCACUGACUUGGCUCAGAAAUUUGCCGACUCUCACAGCAUGCCUAUGUUUGAGACCUCUGCCAAGAAUACCACUGACCAUGUGGAGGCUAUAUUCAUGACUCUGGCACACAAGCUCAAGAGUCACAAGCCAAUGGUUUUGAGUCAGCCCCCAGAGAGCACAGUAGAGCUAAAUUCAGGAGCAAAGACCUCCUUUCCUUGUGGAUGCUAGAUUUCUGUUUUAUUGAACUAAAGUGCAGUGAGUGGGCAUUGAUGCAGAAGGCGGUCUGGUUACAUAGGCACCAGGAACGUGCAUGGUUUCACGGAGUCCAGACAAAGGCAGGGGCUUUCAGAUGAGCCCAGAUGUAACCGUUGGUGUACAGUGGCUGUUCGGGAAUUCAGUCAUUGGAGCUCUGUUUUUCUUUUGUUGUAUUUAUCCCCUCUUCUGAAGGAUGAGAACCUUUUGGCAAGUGCAAUUUUAGUUAUAAAAAGGUGAAAGUCAAUGUGCUUUAUUAGUAGGCAUUAUCUAUGUCCGUUGUUAUGGUUUACAUUCCAUUUGCCUGUUUUCUUGUUUCUGCCAGUAGCCUUUCAGACAUCUGUUUAUCUGUGCGACGAUGACCUUUAUUUUACUGGAGAUGUGUGCACAGUAACAUAGCAGCCCUGGCACAUACAGAUUUACAUAUAUACAUCUAUGUGCUGUGACCGAUUUGGAGCUGCCAGAGCAAGUCGUGAACUGGGUGCACUGUGCUUUAUAACAAUAUCAGUAAUGUGUUAGGGAAGUUGCUGUGAGUAAUGUUGAGUCAAACAAGGUUAGUCCCGUAUCUGCACCGACUGCUCAAACAAGAAAACACAUUAAAGUAUGCCAAAGGGAACGUAUACAUCAGCCUGAAUAUGACUGUGCAAAAGCUGUAAUGCAAGCAUGACAAAGACUGGCACACAGGCUUAUUGUUCUUCUACAGAUGUAGCCAUGCUCAUCUGACUGCGAUACGGCAUGUUCCAUGGCGUCCAGGCUGCAACUAGCAAGCCGUGUUGCAGCAUUCUGCAUCGCAGCAAAGAUGAGCAUGGCUUCAUCUGUACCUUAAUUUGUGAACUUGUAGUUUCCUAUUUGUAUUAUUUGUUUUUCAGCAAUUGUUCAGAGUUGCUUCCAUUUCCCAUGUUACUGGACCCGUGGCUCUUAUAGCACAAAACAGCUUUGUUUAUUUUUUAUCAAUUAUGUUCUAAAAAAGGCACAAAAACAAAACUUAAUUUAAGGGAAACAUUUUGCCUUCCACCCAUUAGAUUAAAUAUUUAGAAUGUAUUGUAAUACUGGAUUGAUUUGCCAAUGUCUUCUAGUCCAGUGUGACGGUAUUUGUCUGUAUUGCACAUAUCUGGAGAAACUGAACUGUGGUUCAGAAAUAUCCUUUAGAUUCUAAUUUUUUUAAUAUUUUAUGAUUUAUAUAUGAUGGCAAAAUAUUAAAUUGUCUGUGACCUCACUAAGCAGUGACAAGACGUGGUCCCAUGUACUAAUCCACAGUUGUGUAGUGACCUCUAAAAGCCAUGUUGUAUACCUUUUUAAGUAAACGGUUUGGUACCAGUGCUGGCAAGUACCUGACCACUUUAGGAACAAAACUAUGUACACAGUUGUAUUUGUCUGUAUGUGCUUUAUAAAGCUGAUGUAGCAGGUAUUUGACCACCACAGGGAAAAGUCUGCCACAGAUUGUAAAUAUUUCUGUGGCCUGUUUCUACAUGAAUAUUACUGUAUGUUUGUAUAACCUGUGAGAAGCACAUAACUGAAUGCAAAUUAGCCUGAUGUUUAUCGUGUAUGUUAAUAUAUUUCAUGACGUUAUUACAAACCCCCCCCACCCCCAAAAAAAAAAACUGUUUACCUUGUCCAAGGUAUCACAGCAAACUAACCUCAUGAACAUUGAUCGUCUGCACAAAAUUGAGCAAAUAUGAAAGGAUGACAUUAUAAUUUUUAGCAUAACUGCUCGAGAAUAGUAGGAUCCUGUGAUUGCCCAGCGCUACAUUAUAUGCGUACAUAGGCUCCAAUCCUAUUCCUGCAGUGUUCUCACAAAAAUGCUGCAAUUAUUGUACAGCCGACUCACAGAUUUUAGUUUGCUGGCUCAUAGGGCUGGAAGCAAAAAUCUGCGAGACUGGUAGUAUAAAAAGGGAUUCAAGCUCGGGUGCCAUUGCUGGAAGUUACAUGGCACCUCGUGCCGUUCGAGCCAAUUAAGUUGCACUUUGUUGGGUGCUAUAAAAUCGGUACAUUAAAGGCAUUAAACUGAUAGCUUGCAGUGUAGCAAAAUAGUAAUAACCAUCCCAUAGAGCAGAGGAACAAGUGCGGUGUUCUGGGUGCCCUGGAAUACGUGAAAUGUCUGCUUUUACAGGUUUAUAAAGGACAGCUUGUCAGGAAUGAUGCUGGAUUGUCUCAGAUGACCUUUCCUUUUCAGAUUUCCCGGGAAGUUGUGGAAUUUAGAUGUGAACACAUUUGCUUUUUUGGGGAAAGACCUGUGAAAUUGGGGGAAAAAAGUGUUCAGCUCACUACCUUUUAAAAAAAACAAAAGGGAUGAACACCUGUGCCAAUUUACAGAUCUUAUUGUAGUAUAUUGCUUAGCCUGCAGUUACUACUGAUGUGCAGUGUGUGGCUAUACAUAGUGGAGGUUGGAUGGAGAGUGUGCUUAGGGAAGGCAGUUAUAUAUGUAACCUUUAAUUGUUCCAUAUAUAUGGCAGUGUGUAAUGAAUGUUUUUCCUGCAUCCAUGUUACAAGGGCACUCCUGCAUACCACACACAGUGUUACUGAACGUCAUUGUAAAUGUAUGAGUGCUAAUGUGAGAUGGGUUCAGAAAAUCCAUUAGCUGCUUUGUGUUUACGUUUUCCGUAUGAAGGGAUUUAACUACUCAUUAUAACUGUGCUGUGGAGAGGUAUUAUAGUGACACGCUAAAACCUUUCUACAAACUGAAAAGGGAGGCUACACAUCACAACAGAAAUGCAAAUUGUUUUUUUUUUUUUUUUAUUUACAUUUUAUAGAAAAUAUUCAAGCAUUGUUAUUAAACAGUACAGUGGAUGGGUUAUUAAUGUUAACAUUUGCUUUUCAAUCACCUUAUUUAUAUUACAAAUAAAAGGGAAAUUCCGGUAUGAGCAGUUUGUUUUUUCCAGAAGUACAUCAACUAUGCAAUGUCCAUUUUUACAGUAUGUCUAAUGGUAGAUGAACAAUCUUCUUUUUAAAUGUGUUUAGUAUGGUUUCCGUUUUGUUACGGCAUUAUUUCUGGAGAGGAUGGAAGGAACAUUACCUUUCUCUUCCUGAUAAUGGCCUAUUUACACUUUAAAUCAUGGCAACGCUGCUUUUUAAAUUAACAUUCUUCUAAUUGGUUUUGAUUUGUAACGUCUCAUGUUAAACUCCUGUUUAUAUGUCUGCACAUUAUCCAUGAACAUAUAGAUUCCAAUAAAUAUUGCUAAUGGUA
Pseudophryne corroboree (corroboree frog) is the source of this 4209-nucleotide messenger RNA. It is a transcript of the gene RAB33B, whose product is annotated as RAB33B, member RAS oncogene family. Bases 327 to 1001 code for a protein of 224 amino acids. NCBI's taxonomy places the organism in Eukaryota, Metazoa, Chordata, Amphibia, Anura, Myobatrachidae. The record is from RefSeq and is a predicted model, not a curated record. The transcript has 3 exons. Gene Ontology annotation, biological process: regulation of exocytosis; Rab protein signal transduction. Gene Ontology annotation, molecular function: GTP binding; GTPase activity.